CAUGUGUGCUGGGAGUGCACAGAGCGCACUCUCAGCACAUAUGUUUUUCUUAAUUGCACACAAAUCCCCAUCAGUGCCACCUGUCAGUGUCCAUCAAUGCCAGCUGUCAGUGCUCAUCAUUGCCAUCUGUCAGUGCCCAUUAGUGCCACAUCAAUGCCACAUAUCAGUGCCUACCAGUGCACAUCAAUACCACAUAUCAGUGCCCAUCUGAGCUGCCUUUCAGUGCCACCUAUUAGUGCUGCCAGUCAGUGCCGCCAGUCAGUUCUGCCUAUCAGUGCGCAUCAGUGCCACCUAUCAGUGUGCAUCAGGGCCUGUCAGUGCUGCCAAUCAGUGCCACCUACCAGUGCCAGGCAGUUCCGCCUAUCAGUGUGCAUCAGUGCCACCUAUCAG
Molecule: messenger RNA, 390 nt
Organism: Staurois parvus
Lineage: Eukaryota; Metazoa; Chordata; Amphibia; Anura; Ranidae
Source: the annotation of a GenBank genome assembly